ACUUUUUUUCGAAGAUCUUGCACUUACUUACCUCUAGGCAGCUGCUGUAAUGUCUAUGACAGCACGUCCUACAGAUGCACAAUUUUCAGCCAUAGAGCAACAAGCGAUACUUCAAUGGAAAGAAUUACAAGUGACGGCGGCCGAGAAUGACGACGAUCAACGCACGCUCACGGACACUCUAGGCAGUCAGAAUGUACAGCAUUCAGGGAAUCCAUCGCGGAGAACUACUAGAGCAUUGAACGAGAUGCCUUCAACUUCAAGUAGAUCAUCAAAAAAGCCUAUACUGCGACUCGAUAAUCCUCUGACUAUAGAAGAAAAGCUUUUAAAGAUGGAAGAACCCACUCUCUGUUGGUGCAAGAAAGAAGCAGCUACUUUUGACACCUUGGAGUUUGGUGUUAUCUACGAAUGUCACAAUUUACAGGAAUUUCGAACUUCGAAAAUCUCGGCCGCUAAUGAAAGCUCUUUCGACGACGUGGCCUCGAUAGCGAGCGAUAUAACAGACAAACGCAAAGAUGAUAUCAGCCGUAGUAGUUCAAGUAGCUCACCCGCUAAUGGUAGUUCAACGAAUAGUGAUCAAGUAUUUCCAUCCAAACCCGAAGGAUCGAAGAAAGUAGUGAGAUCUCCAGCCAUUUUGGAUAAGAUCAGAGGAAAAGGUCGUGCUCAACCUUCGAAUAUUUGUGGGUUUCAUGUUCAUAAACGUGUCUGGGACCAACUUCGCAAUCAACUACAGGCAGGAAACGACCUGGAUUCUAAUCAUGUAGAGCUUAAUAUCUGUCCCGCCUUUAAUCUCACAUUCUGCGCCAGUUUCAGGCUUCAAAACUCUUUUCCUAAACGCUCUCCUCCAGUUCCAAAAUGCUUUUGCAAUUUCCCUGUCAAGAUGCUGUUGAGUACCAGUGGACUACACAAAAAUCGAGUGAUCUUCACUUGCCCUAACUUCGAUGUCGAUAACGCAAGACCAAAGUGCAGUUGGGCUCUUAUUGCUGAAGAAGUUCCAUUUAUUCCUUCCAUAAUAUGUACCCAUGCGCUACUUCAAAAGUCUACAGGACCAGUAGAAUCGUCUGCAGCAUCGUUGGAAGCUACACCAAGUCAGUCACAAAAAUCUGUCGCAAAAGACAAUCCUGUUUCUUCUAGUCUCACUGCUCUAAAGGACUUAUCAGAUGAUAUUGUCAGCCCGAAAGGUUCUGCGAGCAGUUCCAUUGUCUCCGACGCUAUUGCCACGACAAGUCAUACCGAUCCUCGACCAAAUACCAGCGGCAGCAGCGUUGAUCGCCAUGGCAUUCGAUGGACAAAGGAUCGCCAGAUAUUAGGCGCAAGUUCAAAUGCAAAUACACCAAUUGUUGCCGAUAACGGUGCUGAUUCGAUGGCUGGACCAAGCUUCAGUAGUUACUCUGCAGAAGCCAAUGAUGAGUACCCACCGCAUCAAGACGGAUAUACAGAAAAAGACGUUGGACAUACAUCCGACAGAGCAUUGCAAACAGCAUCGGAUCAUGAGUAUGGAAUGUAUGAGCAAUCUUCUCCUCAGACACAUAGCUCAGAGGAUCUUUUUAGGCAACAUCAAUAUGCUCUAAGAAAAGCGAUUCUUCGUAACAAAAGCGACCACCAGAUUUCUGAAUGGAUGACUGGCCUAAAUUUACCAAAUCAACUAACUGCAAGCCAACAAUCUGCGCCUCCAAUCAGAAGAAGUAUGUCGAACGGUAGUCGAUCCGGGGUAAACAAUGGUGAUAUGUAUAAUGAUAAUGAGUCUUAUCAACCUUAUCGUGCAUCAGUAUCAACUUCAUACGAUCCGAAUUCAGCGUACAGUAUUCAAAUGAUGCAGGAUCAUACAUCCGGCGAGAAUCAUACAUUUCCGACGACCGGGAAAUCUUCGAGCAAUAUGGUGCCGCCUUCCGUUUACAAGACAUUGAUGAUACCUAAACGAGCAAGUGACAAUCCAUAUUCGAAGGCAUCGCUUUUGAAUACUCUCAACAUCUCAGAACCUUCCGAAAUAGAUGUAUCACAGCCGCAGCACAAACGAACUUAUCCUGAAUAUAACACACCCAAGUCUCCUGGACCUUCCCGAAGCAAAGAACAUGUAAUGUCUUCACCUACGACUCCAUCAACGUCCAAACAGAAUGUAUCACCGGCAACGCUGAACACCGUCGACAAUGAUAUGGAAUCCAAUGGAGGCACCAGGAAUCAAGUGAUGAAACAACUUGACGUGCUAGAAGCAAAUUUCCACAAGUCCAUUUCCAGCCUGUUUCUCAAUCAGAAGAAACAGAUACUGCAAAUUCAAGAACAAAUGAUGGUCGAUAUGGAGGCAAUACAAUAUCCUAUGUACGAAUACGUUGCAAAAUUGGAGAGAACACAGCGAAGUUUGCAAUUGGAAAACGAGCUUUUCAAAAGAGAAAAACUGCACGCAGAGGAGAGCCAUGAUAAAAUGCAACAAGUCCAUGCAGAGGAAAUGGACUUACGGCGCCAUUGUCAGAAGCGUACAGCAAACCUGGAGAUUCUUGUUACCGAAAUAUUACAGCAGAACGAACGACUGCAACAAGAAAUCGAAGAGAAAAACGAAGUUGCAAAGCUUUCGGACUUCAAGUGCAGAGUAUGCUGGCACAAUACCAUUACGCACGCAACGAUACCUUGUUACCACUUAUACUGUGAGGCAUGCGCUGACAAAGUAAAAGAAUGUGCUAUGUGCCGUAAAGCAAAGGAUGGCAUUCAACGUAUUUACCUAGGAUAGGCAACUGUACAUAUUCUGCUCACCUUGUGUUAUAGAAAAAAUGCCCUAGUAUAAAAAAUGUAAUAAUUAGAUGGUUAUAUCGUCUGUAACUUUAGUAAAAUCAUCAAGUAAAUGAAUUGUAUAGCGCCCGUCUGGUCCUAGCAGUCAGAUCACGUCUGGCGUUGAAAAAGUAAAGUAAUGCCGACCUAACG
Molecule: messenger RNA, 2910 nt
Organism: Umbelopsis ramanniana AG
Lineage: Eukaryota; Fungi; Mucoromycota; Umbelopsidomycetes; Umbelopsidales; Umbelopsidaceae
Exons: 2
Coding region: 50-2719 (889 amino acids)
Source: RefSeq, a predicted model, not a curated record